AUGGGUGACAGGCUUUCUAAAGAAAAACAUCUUCACACAUUUUGGCACCCCGAGAGCUAUAAUCAGUUAUGGUGGAACCAUUUUUGCAAUAGAGCGUUCGCACGGCUGUUGGAAAACUACGGAGUUCGCCAUAAAGUGACCACACCUUAUCACCCACAGUCGAGCGGGCAAGUCGAAGUGUCAAACCGGGAAAUCAAAAGUGUCAUAACCAAGACAGUGAAUGCGACAAGGACUGAUUGGGCAAAGAAGCCGGAUGAUGCAUUAUGGGCGUACCGCACAGCAUUUAAAACUCCAAUUGGUAUGUCACCAUACAAGUUGGUGUCUGGAAAAGCAUGCCACCUUCCGGUGGAGCUUGAGCAUAAUGCCUUUUGGGCAAUGCGGUAG
Nicotiana attenuata is the source of this 384-nucleotide messenger RNA. RefSeq lists its product as uncharacterized. Lineage: Eukaryota; Viridiplantae; Streptophyta; Magnoliopsida; Solanales; Solanaceae. Gene Ontology annotation, molecular function: nucleic acid binding. Gene Ontology annotation, biological process: DNA integration. The transcript has a single exon. Bases 1 to 384 code for a protein of 127 amino acids. The record is from RefSeq and is a predicted model, not a curated record.